Molecule: messenger RNA, 4112 nt
Organism: Vicia villosa (hairy vetch)
Lineage: Eukaryota; Viridiplantae; Streptophyta; Magnoliopsida; Fabales; Fabaceae
Exons: 13
Coding region: 1-1257 (418 amino acids)
Source: RefSeq, a predicted model, not a curated record
AUGAGUGGUCAACUUCACUCUGAAUCUUCCGAACCAUGCUCGAGGGAAUCGUUUGAGAUCAUACAAGACUUUUGUGAAGGCUGCAAACAUACCCAUGAUACUCCCCCUGAGCAACAAAACCAGGCAGUUCCUCUAAAAAGUGGAAGCAAUUUUAGAAGAAGACUGAAGUCUACCAUUUGGGACUUUCUUAGGCUAUCCACAUCAGCAACUCUUCUAUCGUUGAUCCACAUCAGCUUUGGUGGUUACUACAGAAUUUUUGAUCCUUCAACUGCCUGGUGGGCUGCGGCAGUUAUUCCUGUGGAAGUUUCACCCUCACAGCUUCUCAUGCUAUUGCAAAUCGUUUCAAUCCACCCAUUAAUCUUCUCAAUUGAAGUAACCCUAACAUUAGAUGGUAGCUCCUUCAACACCAACAAUCACAGAGAAAUAUUGAAAGCAAUUGAAGUUGUCGAACGAGAUUCCUUCGCCAUUGCUCAGAGCUUCACCUCCGUCUUCGAAGCACUCCGAUUGUCCCUCUCUCAAUCCACCGACACCUCAUAUCAUCAUAUUCAAUGCUUCACCGACGCCGCCGGUCAUCUUGAAGAAUCCGUGCUUGAUGCAGCAACUAAAGGGAAUCGAUAUAUAAAUUCGUGUCUCAAGUUAAGCAUAGAUGUCAUUUACAAGUCACAAAUAGGGUACCAACCAAAAUAUCUGAUACGACGACAUUACCGUGGAUCCGACGUUUUCAUCGGUUUUAUAGAGAUGUGCGAUUUUCCGGUGGUAGAUCAAUUGUGCUGCGUUUCCGGUGGCGAGUUUGGUGGUGUCGGGUUCGAUAUGGUUGAAGCACUCCGAUUGUCCCUCUCCCAAUCCACCGACACCUCACUACAUCAUAUUCAAUGCUUCACCGAUGCCGUCGGUCAUCUUCAAGAAUCCGUGCUUGAUGCAACAACUAAAGGGAAUCGAUAUAUAAAUUUGGGUCUCAAUGAAAGAGAGUAUCAGAGAGGAGACAAGAUUGCAUGGUACGCUGAUGGUGAUAAGAUUGUGAGGUACAUAAUGUUUGAGGUAUUGAUGUGGAGUCUACAUAUUAUCGCGAAUUGCAAAAUUGCAAAGGAGGAGCGCAGAGCAGCCGUUGGGUUUCGCUUGAAAAAAAGGGAAAAAUGGCCUUCUCAGGCUAAUUUGAACAUGAAUGAGCCAGCCAUACAUGGAUUGCUGCCUGGUGAAUUUGCUGACGAUUUUGACAACUGGAAAUCAGCUGUUCAAAACUAUUGGUCACUCCUUUGACCUCUAAGAUUUUCUGAUCAUCCAAAGAGGGUUGGUGAUAAGGACUUCGUCACCUUACAACAUACAACAUGUUCAGAAAUACUCUAGACAUGAAUGCUAAUUUCGGUGGCUUUAACUGUGCAUUAUUACACUGCAACAACAUUUAAGUAUGCAUUUGAUUACAAACCAUCUGAUGUCUACUGGUGCACAACGGAUUGUGGUUGGAUUACUGGGCACAGCUAUGUCACUUAUGGACCCAUACUCAAUGGUGCAACUGUUGUUCUGUAUGAAGGGGCUCCCAAUUAUCCUGAUGCUGGGCGUAGUUGGAACAUUAUUGAUAAAUUUAAAGUAUCAAUAUUCUACACUGCCCCUACAUUGGUGCGGUCCCUCAUGCAAUAUGGUGAUGAGGUAAGAUACAUCUAUGCUUACUCGAUACCUUCCUGAAAAAUUAUUUGUAAUGGUGAAAAAAUGCUCCUACACAUGGAAAAGAAUUGAAAGUAAAACAUUGCAGAAGAAUGUAUACAAUAUCAAACAGGACUGGAAGCAUCAUUAGUAUAAUUAGUGGUUCCUUAAGCCUUUCUUGCCCCUUUUGUUCCACCCCACAUGUAUGAUGCAAGCAGCAGGGUUCUCCCUUUUCCCAUUUGUGUUGCUUUACGCAUAUGGAACCUUGAAGAUAUUCAGUAGUUUGGGUCAAUAAUCUCUCUUAUUACUACUUCCAUUUAUGGGAUCAGGCCGUUUCGCAGGUCCUUUGGGACUGGUGUGAAGAGCUUCACAUACGGCAGGUUAUGUUAUUUAGACACCGGUUAGCUUGAUGUAUAUGGCUGCUGAGAUAAUGUGACGGUCAUUGAAUCCGAAUGGAAUCGUCCCUGUUUCGAAUAAUGUCUGAACUGAGUGUAUGUGUUUAUGAGUUUUAUAUGAGUUUUUACUUUGGAAUGUAUAUGUUGUAUAUGUAUGUUUUUUUGGCUUUCGAUGUGUGAAACUGUUUGAAUGCGGGGCUGCUAGGGAUUAGAAGAUAGUUUGGUUUUUCCGUACAUGAUGGUAAGGUUGCAAGUUAGCAAACUAAACUGAAACUUUGAAUUUGCUAGGACUCGGUUAAAAUACUUGACGUAGCGUAUCUAAGAUAGUAUGGACAGCCCUUUAGGAUGUUAGGUGAAAAAUUCCAUGAGUCGCUCGAUAGGUUUUGUAUGGUAUAUAGGCUGACUGUUAGUGGAUUUAAAUGAUGUGCAGGAGUUUGAUGUUUGUGUGGACCAUGAUCGAUACGAUGCAAGCUGCGGUUCUGAUUUGGUUUUCUAUGUUCUACUACAGAUUUUGGCACUGUGAUGCAGGGUGGUACUGACACGGAUUGGUUUACGAUAAAGGACAAUAACAUAGAGUAGCAAAUUCUGAUAAAACUUUCUCUAAGCAUUUAUGAUUAUGAGGUACUAUCCUUUUAUGCAUUACUUUAUUCAUGUGAAUUGUGUGAAGAAACUAAUGCAGGCAAUGAAGGCUAGACAGAGGUUAUUUGAUGUUCAAUUUUCAGCAGAGAAUAGAAUGGUAUGAUAUGGUUGAGCAUAUGUCUUGGUGUAUCUGACUAGGAAUCUCAGUACUAUUCUAAUAAAAGAAUAAAAUGUUGAGCAAUAUGUCAGUUUUACUAGCACUGGUGCAAUGAAAUCCAGUUGUUAUUUAUGUCGUAUUAAUAAGUGAAAAGAACUUGGUCUCCAUAGAUAUUGUAUUUUAUUUUAUUUUAUUUUUAUUCUAUAAAGUUCUAAAACUACAAACAAGAAUAUACAGGAACGUGGAUGAAAAACAGAUCGAAUGAAAACAGCGGCUCUCUCGAUCAGAAGAACAAGCUGUUGAAGCCAGAUCCAAUGGUGCUGGUGACAAAACUUUUGGAGAGGAAAACAUUCAAAGACACUGGAAAACAGUUCAAUGUGUUAGCAGCAAGUUGGAUUCAGUUUAUGAUACAUGAUUGGAUUGAUCAUUUGGAGGACACUCAACAGAUUGAACUCACUGCAUCUUCUGAAGUUGCAAGCCAAUCCCGUCUAAAAUCCUUUAAAUUCUUAAAAAUAAAGGAAAUUCUCAGAGGAUCCUAUGAUAUUAAGACUUGAUUAUGAAGGUUCUGUGCAUUUGGAAGAACUGAAUAGUUUCCUUACCAACACCAACAUCACUGUCUCCAGUCUCACUUAUGUCCCAGCCAACAUCUGCUACCACUAAAGCAUUGGUUGUUUUUGGAAAUGGGUACCCUUCCAGUUCAGCUUUGGACGGCGACUUUUUCUCUUCUGCCGCAUCCUAAAGUAAUUGAUGAAUUGUUGGAUACCAUUAUAUCAAAUAUUUUGUUUUGUUUUCAAUUAAAUAUUCUGUAAUAUUAUUUAUUUUUUUGUUAUUUCUUAUUCAUAAUUAUAAUUAUAUUUAGUAGGAAACAUUAAUGCCAUUAUAAUUAUAUCUUGCAAUUGGCUAAUUAUAGUUUGUUAGAUAUGGUAGUUAGUUAUUUGUUAGGAAUGUGUUAGUUGGAAUUUUAGGAUGUUUAGAAACUGUUACAAAGCUGUUAGUUAACAGUUGGGUUUGAAAAAACAGUUAGAGAUUAGUUAUUUAAAAGAGUUUAGUUAAAACUAUUAGGAAUAGAAACUGUUAGGUUAGGCUGAAAUGUUAAAAACUAUUAGAGUUAGUAGGGUUAGUUAUGAAGUCAAGGCUGAAGUGAGGCAUUUGUGCGGUACCGGGAACGUGUAGAUUCACGUGUGUUUGAGUAGGUUCAUAUGGUAACAUAGCAUAUGCAUUGCAAUGCUCAUAGGAUAAUUAAAAAAUCCUAAUCAAAUUAAAAAAUAGUUUAAUUCUUAUUUAAUUUCAUUAAUUUAAAUGCAUUUAAAUUUAUAAUGAGAAUAAAGAAAAAUUGAACCGUC